UUGUCAUCCAAAGGCCAAUCGGGUCAUUCCACCAUUCCUUAGACUGGUGGCUGCUGAAUAAGAGCGCUCCAAUAAUAAUAGCCCUCCCGGAGCGACCAGAUUCUUCUCGGGCGGCGAAGGAUAUCGAUCUGAAGCCUCUCUAGCGUUCCGUUGCCCUCAGCUUCUUCCUUCGUCGCCCUUCCACCAACCGACCUCGGAUUUCUUAUAUCUGUUUGCUUAAAUUUCCUUGGAAUUAGGGCUUCUGAUCUCCUCUUCGACGCAUCAUCGGGGUGAAAGGUCGAUUUUUUUUUGUUUUUUGGGCAUAGGUCGAUUUGUUUGCUUCAGGAGAGACCAUGUCAGUGCCGGCGAUCGCCCUCUACGCGAGCCCCCCUAGCGGCGUCUGCUCGACACACCAUCACCAUUCGUGCCAGAUCACCGCCUCCCAUUCCUCCACGGACUUGGACCUCAACCCCCGCGCUGCAGCUCCCGUCGCCUCCUCUUCCGCCUCCUCGGCCGCAGCCGCCGUCUCCCAGAAGCCGAUUGUUGGUGGUCUCUCCCGAAUCUUCUCGUCCACCGCCCCCGCGGCUGCUGCCUCGCGCCACGUCUCCGCUUCCGGCUUCGUCAGCACCGACGAACUCGGCUCUUUCCGACACGAUAGGUCGGACGAUCUUGGAAGCUUGUACUCCUACUCGCUUUCAUCGUCGCCGUUCAAGGGCCGAGAGCAUAGCCCGGUGUCGGUGUUCCAGGGCCCGGUGACAUGCAGCGGAAGCGGAUCUUCCAAAAGCCCGCCUUUGGUGAGGACCCCUCGGGAGUGGAUGGGAGGCGAUUGGAGAACGGGAAAAGAUAGGCUCUUUAAGGGUUUCAUUCGGAACGCCCUCAGUCCUUGCCUGGUUUAUGAUUCCCCGAGCUUUUCUACACCAAACGGUGGCACAGUUUCUGUCGAAGAGUUGCCUUUUGGUUUGGAUGACAGUAUGAUCGACACUGAAACUACCUGUGAGCCCUACGCCCAAGAAUUGUUAGCAGGGGCUCAGGCAAGACAUAAGAUUUUCCACGAGGAGAUCGUCCUCAAGGCUUUUUAUGAGGCCGAAAAGGCUCACAAGGGGCAGAUGAGAGCAAGUGGAGAUCCUUUCCUGCAGCACUGUGUCGAGACAGCAGUGUUGUUGGCCGACGUUGGGGCUAAUUGUACGAUAGUUGCUGCAGGGCUUUUACAUGAUACGCUCGAUGAUUCUUUUAUGGAUUAUGAUCAUAUUUUUCAUAUGUUUGGAGCUGGGGUUGCUGAUAUGGUCGAAGGGGUUUCUAAGUUAAGCCACUUGAGCCAGCUUGCUCGUGAUAACAACACUGCAAAUAAAUAUGUUGAGGCUGAUCGCUUGCAUACGAUGUUCCUUGCAAUGGCAGAUGCUAGGGCAGUGCUUAUAAAGCUAGCAGAUAGACUUCAUAACAUGAUGACAUUGGAAGCAUUACCUAUGGUCAAACAACAGAGAUUUGCGAAGGAGACUCUGGAAAUCUUUGCACCCCUAGCUAGUAGAUUGGGAAUCUCUACUUGGAAGGAGCAAUUACAGACUUUGUGUUUCAAACACCUUCAUCCAGAACAGCACAGAGAUUUAUCCUUGCAGCUUUUGAAAUCCUUAAAUGAAGCACUGGUUGCAUCUGCACUGCAGAAGUUAGGAAAGGCUCUGGUAGAUGAAGGUGUUUCUUAUCAUGUUCUAUCCGGAAGGCAUAAAAGCUUGUAUAGUAUUUACUCUAAAAUGACAAAGAAGAAACUUAACAUGGAUCAAAUCCAUGACAUUCAUGGUUUACGUUUAAUAGUUGAGAAAGAGGAAGAUUGCUACAAGGCAUUGAGCAUUGUGCAUCGAUUAUGGCCCAAAGUUAUUGGGAGGUUCAAGGACUACGUAACUCAUCCCAAAUUUAAUGGGUAUCAAUCAUUGCACACGGUUGUAUUGAGCGAAGAAAUGCUUCCUCUGGAAGUUCAGAUCCGAACAAACGAGAUGCAUUUGCAGGCAGAAUAUGGAUUUGCAGCCCAUUGGAGAUACAAAGAAGGUAACUGCAGGCAUGCUUCAUUUGUACUUCAAAUGGUCGAAUGGGCAAGAUGGGUUCUCAGCUGGCAAUGUGAGACGAUGAAGUCCGAACAGUGCAGAUCAAUUGGGCACACAAAUUUGUUCAGGCCACCAUGUCAAUUUCCUUCUCAUUCUGAUAACUGCCCUUAUUCCUACACACAGCAGUGUAGCCAUAAUGGACCUGUCUACAUCAUAAUACUGGAAAAUGAGAAGAUGUCCGUGCAGGAGUUUCCAGCAGAUUCCACUGUAUUCGACUUGAUGGAGAGAGCUGGGGAAGGAAACUCGAGAGGAUCUCCAUGCAGUUUCCCUGUGAAGUUAGAAUUAAGGCCCAGACUGAAUCAUGAGCCAGUUAGCGAUCCGAGUCGGAAUCUCAGAAUGGGGGAUGUCGUCGAGUUGACCCCGGCCCUUCCCGACAAGUCGUUGACAGAGUAUAGGGAAGAAAUCCAGCGCAUGUAUGAACGAGGACUUUCUCUUUCUGGCAGGCACGGUUGAGGAAGCGGAAAGCUCGGUGUUUGUUAUUCAAUCUAUUGUAUAAAUUAACUUGGUUGUAAAUAUCAACUGAUUGAAUACGAUAAUUAUAUCUACCAGUAUCAUGGCAACUGGGUUAAGGGGAUCAGUGAAGACUUGUACUUGCAAGGGAAUUGAUAAGUUGAUACUGUUACAAAUGUUUGCGUGUGGCAUUAUCACUUGUAUUAAUUUUGCUUGCCUUCA
Messenger RNA from Musa acuminata AAA Group (dessert banana), 2744 nucleotides. RefSeq names its product probable GTP diphosphokinase RSH2, chloroplastic. The transcript is spliced from 6 exons. The record is from RefSeq and is a predicted model, not a curated record. The coding region runs from base 333 to 2525 and encodes 730 amino acids. Gene Ontology annotation, cellular component: chloroplast. Gene Ontology annotation, biological process: guanosine tetraphosphate metabolic process. Lineage: Eukaryota; Viridiplantae; Streptophyta; Magnoliopsida; Zingiberales; Musaceae.